Messenger RNA from Paramecium tetraurelia, 588 nucleotides. RefSeq lists its product as uncharacterized. Gene Ontology annotation, biological process: phosphocreatine biosynthetic process. Gene Ontology annotation, molecular function: creatine kinase activity. The transcript has 2 exons. The record is from RefSeq and is a predicted model, not a curated record. NCBI's taxonomy places the organism in Eukaryota, Ciliophora, Oligohymenophorea, Peniculida, Parameciidae.
AUGUCUUAUGAAAAGAAAGACGUAAGAUUGUAUUUUGAUGAAAAAGGCAAUGUUGGUUAUGCUAAAUUCCAAGCAAGAUGGGAUGGAUUGAAAAAGCUCAAAGUCAACUUAGGCAAUAAGCAUUUCACUUAACAAGUAGUCGAAAAGGCUAAAAUACUUUCUCGAGAAGAUUAAUAAAGACCCUUAGACAUCAUGAUUGCAGGAUUGACCAACGAUGAUAGCUCUGGUGGUAUAGCUGCCACAAGACCUGAGGAUUAUGAUUUCUUCCUCUUUUACUUAGAAACUCACAUUAGAGAAUAUCAAAAAAUCGAAGGCUAAACUAAAUAAGGCAUGACUGGAUUAUCCCUGUUGGUGAAUAUGUUCUUACAAAGAUAGAUCCAAAACUUGAAAAAAAAUGUAGCUGGAUACAACUUGCCUUCAUCUAUGGACAAAGAUGAGAGAAUCAAAUUUGAAAACCAAAUGGUUGAACUCUUUGAGAAAUUUUGCUUCCCUGAAAAAUAUCAUAGUUUAACAUCAGGGCAUAAAACUUUAUUUCAGAUUAAGAAGCUCAUGUUCAUAGAAACAAGCACUUCCUUUUCAUUAGUAUGA